Molecule: messenger RNA, 3846 nt
Organism: Paramuricea clavata
Lineage: Eukaryota; Metazoa; Cnidaria; Anthozoa; Malacalcyonacea; Plexauridae
Source: the annotation of a GenBank genome assembly
AUGGCGAUGGAAUUGAACCCUGAUUCUGCAAUUCAGGUUUGUUUAAUACUCACUAGUAAAAUUAUCGACUGUUAAAAUAUGAUUGCUACAUAAAGAAGGGAAAAAUAUUCAUCAACUACUACAAUGACAAUGUUAAGUGCAUUUUGAACUUAAAGUUUACUGUAGUCUGUAACCUUUCUCCUAGCUGUGGUAGUACAUAGUUACUUCAUAUUGUUCAUAGUUCAUGCGAUAAGUUGGUACUUUUCUGAUUUGUUACAGACUAUCCUUCCUUCAACCGCAGCAACUGAGACAACUCCCUUGUCUAGCAGUUUGGACGACUUGCCUCUUCGUAAAGUUCUCCAAAAGAUCAGUGAUGAAUUGCGCGAAGUGGCUCGAAGGGAAACUAAUUCAAAGCUUCGAGAUAGAAAUUUUGAUGGGCUUAAUACUUUCUUGCCGGACGAGUUGAGGACGAUGUGCCCACUCAGUUACAAAAUCCUGUCAGAAAUGUUGGAAUUGGAUUGCUAUAGCGAACAGAAGAUUGCUCCUUUAACGUUAAUCUACGGAAUCAUUAUGUUCAAGAGAUGUCGCGAAUUGAGCUAUUUCCAGCGUUUAAACAGUUUGAUUCUUGCAGACAGUAGUGCGAAUACCGAGGUAAAAUAAUAGCUAGUUUAUAAUUUUCUGUAGUAAUUUUUCUGUACAAAAAUUAUACAAUGCAAUUAUAUGUUUCGGACUAGUUUUGGCAAAGUAAGAAUAUCUCAAAUUUUGAGCUUUUUAAGUGCCGUUUAUUAUAUAGUACUAAGUAAUUAAACUCUGUUUUCCGAUUGAUUUGCUAAGGUUUUACUACAGUACUAGUAGUUAUAUCACAGUUGUUAUAUUAGGGUGAAAAAACUGAUCAUGCCGUGUAUGUUAACAAGACCAUGCAAAAAAUGGGUUUGGUCUACUACGUAUGGCUUCUUGUGUGGCUUUUUAUUGCCGCUUCCGAUGAUUAUAACUAUAACUUAAUUUUGUUUAUUUAGUGGCUGUUGCAAAUUUGUUAAUUUGUUUAAUUUAAUUGCUACACAUCAUACCGCAUUUAUCCUGUUAUGACUUUUUUGACAUUUUACUCGCAAGUAGCUCUCAUUUGUGUUUUUCUUUUCUUAUUUUGUAUAUUUUUUCUGCAUGUGUAAGCCGGUCAUGAAACUGUUAUAUUGUUUGAAUUUCCCUACGACAGACAUUUUCAAACUGUUUAGCUAAAAAAAAUCCCGUGUAGUCCAUAGAUGAACGAACUGAUGAACGAAUUUCUCAACUUGCAAAACGAGUUUUUCUCUUCAACACUUGUAACAUUUAACAAAAUACAUAUCUAUAUAUAUAUUGAAUUAUUUUGCAUGGUAUUUAUAAAAUUACAAUACAUUGUUUUUGAAGGUUUACGAGAGAUUCAACAAGUAUGGUUUUUGUCUGACAAAGAACAAGAAAUAUAAAAUUCAGGACGAUAUUGGCAUGCAUUUCCUGGAUAAAGUGGCUGAAGAAGUGAAGGCAGGAAAAACGUUUUCUUUUGUACUUGACAAUAUUGACUGGGAAGAAAGGGUACAUGAAAUGCGAUCAGAUAACCAGAACAAGAGUGUGCAUGCUGUUGCAACUUCUCUGGUAUUUGAUCGUGUUUCAUCAAGCCACUUAGAGGAUGAAGAGCCCCAGCAAUCAUUAGCUGAGACUGACAUAGUCAACCUGGUUGAAUUGGAAGAAACUGAACUUGUUGAGCAAUUCAAUUCUUACAAGAAGAUAGCUGCAGAGAUUUUGUAUGAGCAAAUACCAGCAUUCAGCUUUCUGAAGAACUGUAACAUUGAUUUGUCUUCCGAGUAUGAAGCAGAAAUGAAAUCAAAGUCAGUUGUUGUGCCAUUCCCAGUACUCCUAAAGGACGAAAAGAAAUAUUCUGAAAUUGUUGAUGUUAUGGUUCAACUGGAGACUUGGAUCCAUGAGAUUUACAUGAAAGCUGGCAAAAUUCCAGAUAUCAGAAGUGAGAGUGUUGACACCAGCUCCCCUGACCCUGUAACUUCUCCUUCAAUACCAUCUACAGCAGCUUCGAGACCUGAUCAACCACUAUCCCACGUUCACCCUGCAACUGAUCCUACUGACCCGUUGGCAAAUACCAGAGUUCCCUGCUAUGGUGACCAACUCAGUAGAGUGCGUCUCGCUGGAGCAAAAGACUUGAGGGCAGGAUGUCAUACAGCUAGGGAUCGACUUGACCAUAUCCACCCAAUCAAAGUUGCUGAUUGGCAUUGCAAAAGAAGUUUCUUGAAGGUAAUAGCAAUAAAAUAAUUUCUUUAUUUAGUAAGCUGUUUAUUUUCAAUGAAAUUACUUUAAAAAUAAACAAAAAUUAUGAAUGAAACUUUAUGUGUGUGUUUUAUUAUGCUGCAUGUAUUGCAUAAUAAUUUGAUGUACCUUUCAAUAGACAGAAUGUUUUAUUUUUGCCUAAUGUCCCCCCAUAAAAUGCAUGCAACUGAUUAGCUGCAUGAUUGAUAAAUUUCCUUAUCAAGAAAUAGACCUUAUGCAUGACGUCACAAGGCUUGAUGUCCGCAAGGAAUACUGGUCUUAGUAGUCAUUGCCUGGGAAAAUUUCUGUAGUCGCCAUUUUGAAUUGUUUGAUUUUCCCGGGCGAUGACUACUAAGACCAGCAUUCCUCGCGGGCAUCAAGCCUUGUGACGUCAUUAUGCAUAAGGUCUAUUGGGUGUGGGGGGGGGGGAAGAGUUUUUCUACCAUACAAAAUAAAAAUUUUAUUAUUUUGUAUAUAGUAGAAAAAUUCUUCUCCCCCCUUUAUUGAUUAUACAACAUUUGACAAAAAAAUAUUUGUUCAAUGAAAAUACAUGGACUGGUUUAAGUUAAUUUAUUUGGUGUAUUAAUUAAAGUGGAAGUCAAGUCCAUUCUGCACAUUGGUUCUGCUCAUAACAAUGUGAGGACCCUCUAAUGUAAACAUUGCCUAAAUUUCAUGUUUCGAAUUUUUCUGAACAUAAACUCUAAUUUCAUAUUCAUUUAGAAGCAUAGCGAACCAAAAUAGUGUUAGAUAUUCAGACAGUACAUCAUAUUUUAAAAAAUACAUCAGUUCAAAAUGUAAACAAAUCGUUUGUUUACAUUACGGGCUUAACUUCCACUUUAAGUAUAUUACACUCUGGAGUAGUUGCUAAUAUUCGACUUGUAAUGUUUAUACUGUAUGUAAUGUCUAAUAUAUAUUAAUUAUUAUUGUAGCUUGUAUUCAAGAUGCUUUACAAAAAUUCUGGGAGAGCUAAAGGAACACUGAGGUUUUUCAGGGAAAAACUUCAACGGCGGAAUGUCACUCAAGACAUCAAACACUAUGAAGAAUGCGAACAAUUAUUCAUAAGUGUUGGCAAGUCCUAUACCCUUGCAGCAUUACUCCACUUUUUUGGCAUGUCUGACGUUGAUGACAGUCCACAAAAUAAUGUCCCACCUCAUGAUGCAGAUUACCAGCAGUACUUUGACACAGUGUUGGAUAAGUUUGUAAAUGAGUACUUGCUGUCCAAACCACAUUCCCAGUCCAAUCAAACAUUAGAUGAACAACCCGACCAAAUCAAGGAGUAUUCACUGUGUCUUCUUAGGUUAUUUUUCAUUUUAAAAAGCCUGAAAGAUGCAGUCAAGUUGGGUGAUGGGGAUCGGCUGGCAACCAUCCGCAAGAUAUUGUUGAAGCAUUUUAAGAGUCACAGUGGUCAUAACACUUAUGCAAUUGAGAUGUUGAUAAGCAUCUUGCAGGAUAAGGUGUUUCUCACCAAGAGACAGGCCCAUCAAACUAGGUGGGCCUCUUUAGUCAACUCGAGGGGUGGUUCCGGGAACAAUAUAGAAAUCGAUCUUAUGCAAGAAAACUUAAACAGGGAGCUGAAAAAAG